Molecule: messenger RNA, 1200 nt
Organism: Gossypium raimondii (Peruvian cotton)
Lineage: Eukaryota; Viridiplantae; Streptophyta; Magnoliopsida; Malvales; Malvaceae
Exons: 1
Coding region: 1-1200 (399 amino acids)
Source: RefSeq, a predicted model, not a curated record
AUGGAAGAGCUAAAGAACUAUGGGCAUCAACAUCCACUGUUGAUGUUAAAUGAAGAGCAGUUGCUUGGCAAUGGCAAUGGAGUUGUUGAUUGCUCAAGGUGUGGGGAGAAGGUGUCAGCUCCAUGUUUUAGCUGUGUGGACUGCUGUGGGUUUUACCUCCACAAGACAUGUGCCGAGGCACCUUUAGAGCUUAAUCAUCCUUUUCAUCGCCACCAUCCUCUCGUGCUUUUGCAGAAUCCACCAUCUUCUUACACAAGGUGCGUUUGUGAUUUAUGUGAUGAAACAUGUGAGAAAUUCAUUUACCAUUGCUCUUGUGGCUUGUACUUUCAUAUUAAAUGUGCUUUGUUAACAUUUAACAUUGCUGAAAGUAAUUUGAAAGAGCUUGAGCAUGUUGCCCUUGAGGAUCCAUCGUUUUCCUCUAAAAACGAUGGUGGAAACCUGGGUGAGUGCUUUGGGUGUUGGGAACCAUUAGCAAUGUAUACAUACUUCUCUCUUGAUUGUGGGUUUAAUUUGCAUAAGAGGUGUGCUGAGCUUCCUCUCAAAAUGGAUCUUUUGUGCCAUCGCAAACAUCCUCUUGUUUUGCAAUUUAAUAGUGAACGGCUUGCUUGCAAAGUGUGCCAAGUAACUCAACAAAGAGGAUUUGUGUAUGGUUGUUCACCUUGUGAGUUGGCUAUUCACAUUGAAUGUGCGUCGCCAUUACCAGUUAUCGAAGAUAAAAGUCAUCAACACCCAUUCACCUUGUUUUGGAGACAAAUUCCAUUCAUUUGUGAUGCUUGUGGCACUGAAGGACAUCAUGUUGCCUAUACAUGUGGUACAUGCAGUAUUAUGGUACAUAAAAAAUGCAUUUCAUUGCCACGCAUUAUCGAACACGCGUUCCAUGUUCAUCGUGUUUUUCACACGUAUUUCAUUCGCAAGGAAUAUUUUGAAAGUUUGAAUUGCAUAUGGUGCCAUGAAGUUGUCGAUACAGAGCACGGUAGUUACUUCUGUGCAGAUUGCAGUGUUAUAUUACAUGUGGAUUGUGCAUUGAAAGAAGAGCAGUUGUAUUGCAUAGUAUCACAGGAAAAUGAAGCUGACAAGUCUCUUGAUAUACCUGUUAACUCCAUCACUGAGGUUCUUGAGACGAAUGAUGCUGGAGAAGCCACACUCAUAGAACAUUGCGAGCAUAAGCACUACUUGAUGUUAAGUGACAACAUCAGAUAG